This is a messenger RNA of Corvus hawaiiensis (hawaiian crow), 1046 nucleotides long. Its product is annotated as glycine N-acyltransferase-like protein 3. The transcript is spliced from 5 exons. Lineage: Eukaryota; Metazoa; Chordata; Aves; Passeriformes; Corvidae. Gene Ontology annotation, molecular function: glycine N-acyltransferase activity. The record is from RefSeq and is a predicted model, not a curated record. Gene Ontology annotation, cellular component: mitochondrion. Bases 66 to 899 code for a protein of 277 amino acids.
UGCCCCAGUGCCACCAGCGCCCCACGGAUCCUCGGUGUCACUGCCUGCCCCACGGUCACAGAGCCAUGCAGAUCCUGAGGUGCCCAGCCCAGCUGCAGCUCCUGGAGGAGGCCCUGCGGAAGAGCCUGCCCACCACUCUGCCGGUCCUGGGGACUGUGAUGACGGUGGCCAGGGGGAACCCAGCCUCCCACGAGGUGCUGGUGGACUCCUGGCCCCAUUUCGGCAUUGUCCUGACCCGCCUGCGCCCAGAGGAGCACAGGGACCCCAGGGACUACUACACCAACCAGCUGGCUGUGUUCUACCGGGACAAGGGAGCCCUGCAGGCACUGCUGAGGGGCACGGAGGCGGUGACCCGGGCACGGGCCUUCCAGAUUAUGGGGAUGCAGGAUGGGCUGGACGAGGCCGUACGGGAGGUGGCCAGUGCCAGGGGGCUGAAGGUGGAGACGAUCCAGCACCGGGCGUUGAUUAGCCCCGAGCCCCCCCAGCCCCGCAGGCAGAUGCCCCCGGGCCUGCGCCUGGCGCCCGUGUCCCCCUCCCACGUCCCGCUGCUCAACGCCACGUGGGCCCUGGGGGGCAAUGCCCGCAGCCAGGCGUUCCUGCUGGGGCUGGUGCGGACGCUGCCCUCCGCCUGCCUGCUGGGCCCGCGGGGCCGCCCGGUGUGCUGGAGCCUGCUGGACGGGCAGGGCUGCCUGCGACACGGCUACACGGUGCCCGCCUGGCGCGGCCACGGCCUCACCGGGGUCGUGGUGGCCGCCAUAGGCCGGGAGCUGCACGCCCGCGGCUUCCCCGUCUACGGCGCCGUACGGCCCCACAACACGGCCUCGCUGCGUGCCCUGCAAGCCAGCGGCUUCCUGCCCCAGCCCGGGACCUUCUACAUGAUCCUGGGCACCCCAAAGUAGUGCCCGGGGAGGGCGUGCCAAGAUGGAGGGUGCCUGUCCUCGGGGACACCCCGAUUCCCACACUGAGCUCAGUUUGGAGUCGUUCCCUCUGCUCCCUACUGAAGGCACAGGGGGAAACAUUCCAAAUUCCACACGGAGCUCCGGGUU